Molecule: messenger RNA, 2757 nt
Organism: Dendrobium catenatum
Lineage: Eukaryota; Viridiplantae; Streptophyta; Magnoliopsida; Asparagales; Orchidaceae
Product: receptor-like serine/threonine-protein kinase ALE2
Exons: 8
Coding region: 390-2531 (713 amino acids)
Biological process (GO): protein phosphorylation
Molecular function (GO): ATP binding; protein kinase activity
Source: RefSeq, a predicted model, not a curated record
AAUGAAAAGAGGAGAGAGGAAGAGAGAGAAACCUCAUUAAUGCACAUCGACCUUUUGAUCUCUCUCCUUACUCGCACUUCGCAGGCAGCCCUCACUCCGCAGUCGAUAUUUACCCCCGCUUUUGAUUCUCCAUUUACCCUCUGUUACUUUUUCUCGGAUCACUGCUACUUCUUAUGCCACGGCCAGAGCCCGGAGGAGAAAAGAUGAAGAUGAGAACAGUCUCCGCUCUCGUGAACCUGGAGAUCUUGUCUUUGUCUAGGGCAUAACGGUCUGAGCUCCUUCGGCGUCCGCGGCCCUAGCGUGGGCAUAGUUGAGGGGCAUGCAGGGCUACUGCUGGCCAUUUGGCCUGUGUCCCGUCAGUGGCAGCUGUUGAUUGUAUUGAAAGGAAAAUGAGCGUUAUUCUGGUGCUUUCCCUCUGUCUGCUUCCAUUUAGUCUUUGUUCCCCAGAAAAAUCAAGGCGAAGUAACCCAGCAAUGGUUCCAUCCAGUGCUACUGGAAUUCCAGCCAUGUCACCGUGGGUGCCAAUUCUUUCUCCAGCAUUUCCACCAAGAUACAGUGGCCCUGCUGCAAGUCCCGUCCAUAAAAGGAUUCAUCAUGCAAUUCCACCAACCUUUCCUCCUAUGCAAGAAAACUGUGAGGGAAUCUCCUGCUCUGAUCCUCUCACUCGGACUCCAAUUGGUUCACCUUGUGGUUGUGUAUUCCCUAUAACAGUUGUUAUUGACGUAGGACUAGCCCCAGUUCUAUUAUUUCCUCAGAUAGCAGAGCUUGAAAUUGAGGUUGCAGCUGGUACACACCUGAAACAAAGUCAAGUGAGAAUCAUGGGUGCUGAUGCUAGCGUCCAUGGUCAAGACAAGACAACGGUCACAAUUUAUUUGGUACCAUUGGGUGAAAAGUUUGACAAAAUGACUGCUUUACUUAUUUAUGAUUGGUUUUGGCAGAAGAAGGUUCGAAUAAAUGCAUCCAUUUUUGGUGAUUACGAAGCAUUAUUCGUUCAUUACCCUGGGCUUCCUUCCGCUCCACCAUCCAUACAUCGGGGAUCCUCUGUCAUGAUUCCGGCUGGAAGUCAACAACUUCCACUAACAGCAAAUGUACCUACUGUCAGGCAGCAGAAGAUUGAUAUUAGAGUAAUUGUUCUCGUUGCACUAUCUACGUUGUUACUCAUGUCACUUUGCAUUGGAGUGAUUUUAAUAAUCCUUAAGUUGAAGAAACUUGGACAACCACUUGCUACUUCUCAAUCUGUGGUUGGCCCGUCAAUGACCAAGACAUCAGGAGCUCCGUCUAUGAUUCCAAGCAGUGCAGUGAGUUCAACGUUUCGGUCCAUUUCCACCCUGGCCACUUAUCUGCCUUCAGUGAAGACAUUUUCUUUUGCUGAACUUGAGAAGGCUACCGAUGGUUUCUGUUCUGGGAAAAUAUUGGGUGAAGGUGGCUUUGGUUGUGUUUACCAUGGAAUUUUGGAGGAUCAAAAUGAGGUUGCUGUGAAACUGCUCCGCGGGAAUGAGCAAAAUGGUGACCAUGAGUUUAUUGUAGAAGUGCAAUUGCUUAGUCGGCUGCACCACCGUAAUCUAGUCAAGCUGAUCGGUGUGUGCAUUGAAGAGCAUAAUCGUGGUUUGGUUUAUGAGCUUGUCCGCAAUGGAAGUGUGGAGUCCCAUCUGCAUGGUGCUGAUAGGAGCCUGCGACCUUUAAACUGGGAAGCAAGGAUGAAGAUUGCCCUGGGUGCAGCCAGAGCUCUUGCAUACCUGCAUGAGGACUCUGACCCUUGUAUUAUUCACCGUGAUUUCAAGGCCAGCAAUGUAUUACUAGAAGAAGAUUUCACACCAAGGGUUUCCGAUUUUGGGUUGGCAAGGGAAGCAUGUGAUAGUAAUCAUAUUUCCACUCGAGUCAUGGGGACUUUUGGUUAUGUGGCUCCUGAAUAUGCAAUGACUGGACAUCUUCUUGUCAAGAGUGAUGUCUACAGUUACGGUGUUGUUCUACUAGAGCUUCUGACUGGCCGCAAGCCUGUGUACAUGACUGAUUCUCAUGAGCCACAGAAUCUCGUGACCUGGGCUCGCCCUUUAAUGGCGAGUAUGGACGGUUUGCAUCAGCUCAUCGAUCCUUUCUUGUGCGGAAUCUGCAACUUUGAUGACUUUGCUAGAGUUGCAGCAGUAGCUUCUAUGUGUGUUCAUAGCGAGGCGUCGCAGAGACCAUUCAUGGGAGAAGUAGUGCAAGCAUUAAAGCUGGUUUACAAUGACAUGGAUGAUAUCAAUGAAGCUUCUUACAGCCACAGAGGAUCAUCUCCCUCUCAAAACUGCAACGACAAUGGAGAUUUUGGCCUUGAGAGCAGUUGGUGGAGCGAGGGCUCGCCUCGAACGGACUACGGAAAUGCUCACUCUAUUGCAACAAUGGAGUAUAGUUCUAAUCAGAUAGAAGAAAUUGAGAGGAAUAAUAGAUCAGGUCCUUUGAGAUCAAAGAGGAAAAAGAUGUCUGCGUUGUAUAAGCUGAGAGGGAGCAUGAGUGAGCAUGGAAUUUACAGGCGUCAGAUUCAUAUGAAUUGAUUAAUUGGGUCUUAACCUUUAACAGAAAUUCUCUCACUUCCAACUUUGUAUAAUGCAAAUGUACAGUUUGUGUGUUGAGAUUAUUUUAGCUCUAUAUUUCCUUUAUCUCAUAGGUAGCUAGAAGCAUCUUUUUUCACACCCUUCAGCUUUCCUUUACAGAACGCUAAUAUAUAGCGAUGAUUAUAACUGAGAUCUUCACUUUACCUUAGAUUUUUGAAAAGUACUA